Messenger RNA from Aspergillus puulaauensis, 1038 nucleotides. RefSeq lists its product as uncharacterized. Lineage: Eukaryota; Fungi; Ascomycota; Eurotiomycetes; Eurotiales; Aspergillaceae. The transcript has a single exon. The record is from RefSeq and is a predicted model, not a curated record. Bases 1 to 1038 code for a protein of 345 amino acids.
AUGGUCCGAGACCAACCUCUGAUCAGACCCAAGUCACGCCUGGAGGCAUUGCCUGCGGAAAUAAUCCAGGAGAUCUUCCUGCGCUGCCUGGAGAUCAAUCUCCCGCGAGCCUCUAUUCAUCUUGCGCGGGCGCUCUCCAACCCUGUCAUAUAUAUAUGGCUCAUUAAGCUUGCCUUUGCCAAGGCAGACGGCGAUGGAGAAUCUAUCCACACGCGGCACUUUCUGCCUCCGCAUGAUAUUGUUGGAUACGUUGGCGGUGAUGGGCUAAAGGAGCUCCGCACUCAGAUUCUUGAGUGCCGUUGGUGCACCCUGCCCUUGAUUCGCCGCUGUCAGCUGGCUUUUCUCCAACAUGUUAUCCAAUACAAGCGUCCUGACUUCAACGUCGUCCCUAACGACCAGCACCACCUUGCUGCUUUUGCGAAGUGGUUUGACAAUCCCAACCCCUGUUAUACCACUUCGAACGGGCAACGCGGCGAGCGUGAUCUAGUCUUACGGGCCAACCGGCCCGGCAGUGAAUUCAAUGAAUCCGACCCUAAACGCUCACAUGACUAUAACGUUGCGGUAUGGUUCAAUCUCGGCAUUGUCGAGGUUUUCAGAGCGAGGGAAGGAGAUCCCAAGGGGAAAAUCUACUUCGAGCUUCCGUAUUGCGAGGGCUCUCAUCUGCCAGACAAGCUACUAUGUGCGCCCUGGACGAAAGAAAAGCUCGAAUUCCUGCAGUUGAUCUCGACAAGAGCAUUUCUUGAUAGGGAUACCAACUACGACCGUGCAACUCGCACUCUGCGCCGUCUGAUCCGUGAUCGUGAUUUCCCUAUCUUUGCGCGGUUGCUGGACAUUUAUGUGCGGAUUGAGUGUUACGGGUUCCCGAUUAUCUGGCCAACCAAUAAUAUGAUAUUUCGGGCGGCAUUAAAGCAUGCCGAUGAGCAGGGUGACCCUUUCGUUCGCUUACUGGUUGAGGAACGGUGGGAUCACAUUGAGUCUGAGGGUGUCAUUCUGAAAGAGAAGUUGAUGAGGAAAAUGCUGAGUUGGGGGUAUAUCUAA